UUACGUUAAUGAUAAAUGUACUGCUAUAUAAAGCUGUCGUCUUAUAACGGUUUGAAUCAAUAUUCGGCGACCUCUUUUAAAAAUGUUUAGCUGUGAUAAAUGUGAUAAAACUUUUUCUGUAAAAAGAUAUUUAGUAAGGCACCGAGUAAAACACGAUAGGAUUAGAUUUCCGUGUCAUGUAUGCGGUUCAACAUUAUCAGAUAAAAACUCACUCGUACGUCACAUUCAAAAAGUGCAUCAUCUCACAAAAUACGGAAUUGAUUAUAAUAUAGCGAUCGGAAAUCAUCCGGAUUCGAGAACAUUACAGUCGUGUGGAAAUGAACGGCCGAGUACGAGCGGGACGAAAAGAAAUUAUAAUACGGUUAGUAGUGUACGGAUUAAACAGCGGCGAUUAGAUCAAAUUUCAUCAUCGACUUUUCAAUUAAUAGGCACCUCGUUAGACAAUAUCUUUUGGUUUUAUAAAAAAAAUGUGGAAAAAAUUGACGGUUAUAAAUCAUUUUUAUUUCAAAUAAAAAACGAAUUAAUAAAUAAAUUAUACGAGUGUUUGGAAAACUUUGGUCCGAUCAAAUUCAAUUUAAAAUUGGAAGCCACUUACAAUGUACCGAAUCAGUGUGACACGAACGAGAAUCGAUCUUUUAAAACUAGUGCCGUGGAAUUAUUUGCCUGUAGUGAUAUCAGUACGAUUGUCGAUAACGCGUUUGAAAAAUUAAUCGAAGAAGAGGAGAAUUACGCGGGCAAGGGGAGCAAUUUUUCGUUUUUAUGUAUAGACGGGAUACUUCUCGGCGUUUACAAAUAUUCUCCGUUGUCGGCAAACUCUUUUAUUGAAUUACCGAAAGAUAUUAAAAAUAAGUGCGCUGUUAUAAAUCCGCAAAAUAUCGAUUCUUUUUGCUUUAAAUGGGCGAUAUUGGCUAAAAAAAUGAGAGGAAAAAAUAAUGCUAAUAUUGUCGGACAUAAUUACAAGUCAUUAAAACACGAUUAUAAUUUUUCCGGACUAACAUUCCCCACGCCUAUUGACGAAAUAAAAACGUUUGAAAAAAAUAACGAAAACACAUCGGUUAAUGUGUACGGAUUGAGUAGUAAAAAACGAAAUGGCGAUGAGGAGAGAAACGGUAUGUCGCAUUUAGUUUAUCCGUUGAGGGUGGUUACCGAGGAAAAAUCGGAUCAUUUCGAUUUACUAUUGGUGUCCAACAGUACCGGCGGUAAUCAUUACGCGUACAUAACAGAUUUUGGGCGUUUAGUACAGAGCCAGAUGACUAAAAAUACAUCUAAAAUGGUGUUUUGCAAAAGAUGUUUUUUGGGUUUUAAUUUCAUUCGUAAAAAAUAUAAACUUUCCGGUUUUGAAGCAUUAAAAGAACAUAAAAAAAUCUGCGGAGAAAAUAAAUCAUUUUUACCCAUCAUGCCGGAGGAGGGAACUACAUUACAAUUUGAAGCAUUCGAAAAAAUGCAGGAACAUCCUUUUUCAAUUUACUGCGAUUUUGAAUCGUUAUUAGAACGAGUAGACAAAAAAAUGGGUGAUAAUACCCGCGCCAUUCAAGAACACAAACCGAUGAGCUAUUGUUUUCUAAUAAAAGCGGCUGACAGUGUGCCCGUAGAAUUAUUGAAUCGCUUUGAUAUCAGCACAGAACCGAAAAUAUACAGAGGCAACAGCGGGUCGAAUGAUGUUGCCGCUCGGUUUGUGAAAGAAGUGUGCGAAGAAGCGCUAAAAAUCGAAGCGCUGUUGAAAACAAAUGUCGGUAUCGUCAUGACCGACGAAGAAACGGCGGUACACGCAAUGAAAACAAAUUGCGAUCUGUGUAAAAUGGAAUUCAGCGAUGAGAAUUACAAAGUGGCCGAUCACAAUCACUUGAGCGGUAAAUAUAGACAUACUUUAUGCAAUAAUUGUAAUCUUAAAUUAAAAACACCUACAUUCGUACCGUGUUUUUUUCACGGGUUAAGCAACUACGACGCUCAUUUUCUCGUGCGAGAAUUAAGUUUUUCAAAAGGACGAAUUUCUCUAAUACCGUCUACCGAAGAAAAAUAUAUAAGUUUUUCAAAAUAUGUUUCCAACACGUUCACUGUGAGAUUCGUCGACACGUAUAGGUUCAUGGGCACCAGUUUGGCCACACUUGCAAACAAUUUACGCGCUGCCGGUAAACAUCUAUUCGAGGAAACGGCAAAAGUAUUUUCGGCAGAGAAUNAGAAACGGAAAAAGUAUUUUCGGCAGAGAAUAUCGAUUUGGUCACACGCAAAGGUGUUUACCCGUAUUCCUUUACGAGUAAUUACGAUGUGCUGGAAACUACUGAAUUGCCGAGUAAAAAAGACUUUUAUAAUGAAUUGA
Daktulosphaira vitifoliae (grape phylloxera) is the source of this 2317-nucleotide messenger RNA. RefSeq lists its product as uncharacterized. The record is from RefSeq and is a predicted model, not a curated record. The transcript is spliced from 3 exons. NCBI's taxonomy places the organism in Eukaryota, Metazoa, Arthropoda, Insecta, Hemiptera, Phylloxeridae. Bases 83 to 2317 code for a protein of 744 amino acids.